Messenger RNA from Kockovaella imperatae, 11562 nucleotides. RefSeq names its product putative histone acetyltransferase. The coding region runs from base 284 to 11446 and encodes 3720 amino acids. The record is from RefSeq and is a predicted model, not a curated record. The transcript is spliced from 21 exons. Gene Ontology annotation, cellular component: SAGA complex; nucleus; NuA4 histone acetyltransferase complex. Gene Ontology annotation, biological process: regulation of DNA-templated transcription; DNA repair. Gene Ontology annotation, molecular function: protein binding; transcription coregulator activity. Lineage: Eukaryota; Fungi; Basidiomycota; Tremellomycetes; Tremellales; Cuniculitremaceae.
AAACCACUUCAAAUACUCUUUCGUCCAGUUGUACUCGUCUUCAUUCCCCUUUCACGGGCAGUUUGUGUCCACUCGGCAGCACAAUUUCAUUGUUUGACCUUUGAAGCGCCUUAGGAUACCCUCAAAAGCCCUGAUUCAAACCCAGUGCAUCACCCAUUUCAUGGACAUAUAAACCACAUUUUUGGGCAGAGAGCCGGUAAGCCCUCACGGCGGCCUCAAUAUCAUCUCCUCAAGCAUUUACUUCGCGCUCGGAGACAUACCCAGACGUUGACGGUAUCCCAACAUGUCGGGGGCAACUCGAAAUGGACGCCCUAGGAAAGCUUCCACAACGACUGCUCCCAAUCCUCUCGCUAUUCCUGCAACGCCAACUGUUGAAACUGCCUCGACUGGCGGAGCAGGGAUGAGUAUGCCGGCUCCAGGAACUUCAGCCACGGGCCCAGUCACUCAGGCAGAUUGCGAGCAUCUUGCUGCUCAAUUAUUAGAUCCCUCCAUAGUGAUUAAGCGAAAAGCAGAUAUUGCAUCUGAGCUUCGGGAUUCUGCAGAGAGCAAUAGAGAUUAUGCGUUCUACGAGAAGUAUCUCGCAGUCUUCAUCCCAUGCGUUAUUACCAUCCUCGGAGAAGAAAAAUCAGUCGUGUUCGUCAAAGAAUCUACUGAUCAGCGCUUCCGACAUACCCUCCUAGCUUUCAUCCAACGCUUACCGCGAACAGAGCCAUUCCGUCAACAUGAGAGUGCCGUCAUGGAGCUCAUGGUCAAGCUAAUGAAGGUUGAAAAUGAGGAGAAUGCCUUGAUCUGCAUAAAAGUCAUGAUCGACGGUUUCCGCAAUCACAAGGAGCAAGCUGAGCCAUUUGUUGAACCAUUCUUGGAACUCGUCAAGCAAAUGUACGCCAAUACAAAGAGCGUUGUCGACAGAGAAUUCAACACACCAAAGGCAGCGAACGCUGGCGGUCCGACUCCUUCCCCUGCCCCGCCUACACCAGCGAGUGGCGAAUCAGGCGCGCAGGCUCAACCAACCCCCACUCAACCCUCGGCCGGCCACAAUCUUCUGUCCCGCGCAUUACAGUCCCCCAAGGUGCUGACAGAAUGUCCGAUCGCCGUCGUUCUCAUCUUCCAGACUUUCCGCCCUGUUAUGCAACAAGCGAUGCUCGACUUCUACCCGCUCGUCAUGGAGAGUAUCAAAAUCCAGCCUGAACCUCAGCGUCUAGCUCAUGCAGAAGCUGCUGAGAAAGGAGAGAUCUUUGUCGGCGUCGCAAAUGGCAUCACCAACCGGGAGGUGUAUGCGGAGAUCAUCAAGGCGCAAGUCAAGACCAUGGCGUUCGUUGCGUACGUCAUGCGUGGGUCGCAAACCGCCACAAUCAAAGAGUACCUCGAAGUUUUCCCGGAGGCUUGCAUCAGAUUACUCUGCGAUUGCCCACCUGAAGACGUGGCCACUCGAAAGGAGCUCUUGGUGGCGACCAGGCAUAUCCUCACUGCCGAUUCUCGGUCCUCUUUUGUUCCUCAUAUCGACACUUUGCUGGAAGAAAAGGUCCUCGUCGGGACUGGAAUCACCAGCCGCGAAACUUUGCGCCCUCUCGCCUAUUCUGUCGUUGCAGAUCUCAUCCACCAUGUCCGGAACGAAUUACCACUCACACAGCUGGCGCGUGUCGUCUACGUCUUCUCUUGCAAUCUCAACGACCCUACUUUCACUCCCGCAAUCCAGACAAUGUGCGCCAAGCUUCUCAACACGGUCAUCGAGUCGAUAUACAGUAAAGGCGAUGCGCAAGAGGCCAAUCGACUCAUGCAGAGCAUGUUUUUCAGCUCGUUGGAUAAGCUCAUCGCCAUGACGCAAACGUAUGACCGUCUGAAAGAUCUAGCGGAGAGGGACAAGGGCAAGGGCAAGGCAAAAGACGACAGCGGCGGAGAAGACAAGACUGCUUCAGCUCCCGAUGGGGAUGUCGAAAUGGAUGAUGCAGAUGCAGAGAAACAGAAGCAACGGGAGGAGGAGAAACAGGCCGACAGGAUGCAGCAUGGCUGGAGGGAGAUUGAGCAGGCUAUGCCUGUAUAUGCAGUGGCAUAUGCGGAAGAAUCUCACGAGUCUUUCUGCAGGGAGGCUAGAUAUCUCUUCAAAACGUUGCUGCACACUUUCCGGUCGAUUCUGACCUAUACCCGCCAGAGCGAUGUACCAUCUGCUCAGCCUGACGGGGAAAUGCUCGGUAAAUUCUUCGAACACGGUCUCCGGUGCCUGGCCAUCUAUGAGGGCAAUCGAGAUCCGAGAGAACCGAAAGAGGCCAUCGAACUCUUAUCACAAAUCUUGCUGCUGUUCGAACCUCAUGUCUUCUCUGAAGUAUGGAUGAACCACAUGGAUUUCUUUGUCGAGCACUCUAUCACCAAUCCUCAGAUUUUCCCCGUCCUCCAGAUGCUCAUCACGCACGAAUCAGUCUCCCAUCAACUGGUCGGAACUUUGCUCAAAUACCUCAUGUCUCAUCUCGCAGAGGUCGGAGAUUGCGACAAGACGCGUGCAGCGUUGACCUUGCGAUUAUUCAAAAUGUCUUUCCUCGCUAUCAACACGCACAUUGGGACGAAUGAGGUGGUGCUCGUUCCGCAUCUCCAGAAGCUCAUCAUGGACUCUUUCGGAUACGCCGCCAAAGCAACGGAUUCUGCCAUCUACUACCAGAUUCUUCGAGCACUAUUCCGUUCUAUCGGAGGAGGACGCUUCGAAGCUUUGUACAAAGAAGUCUUGCCGAUCCUCCAGGAGAUGCUUGACACGCUCGCUCACCUGCUCCAUCAUGCUUCGACAGAGGCCGAUCGAGACCUCUUUGUGGAGCUCACUUUGACCGUCCCCGUUCGUCUCACCAACUUGCUACCGCAUCUCAGCUAUCUGAUGAAACCACUGGUUCAUGCUCUCCAAGCGGGUCCUGAUCUCAUCAGUCAAGGUUUGCGUACGCUCGAAUUAUGUAUCGACAACUUGACGGCCGAUUUCUUGGAUCCCACAAUGGGUCCUGUCCUCCGAGAUCUCAUGACGGCCCUGCAUCAGCUAUUGAAACCCAUCCCGGCGAAUCGCAGUCACGCCAAUGCAGCUGUUAAGAUUCUCGGCAAGCUUGGUGGACGUAAUCGUCGAUUCCAAGAGGUUGAUCUAGAACUCGACUGGAAGAGACUCGAUUCAAACCUUUCUUGUCAUGUAACGCUGGAGGGUAAAACACACCGAAUGCCUCUGAAUUCGUUGGUCAAAACUGCUAGUGAUGCGAUUCAGAAGGACAACGAGAACUAUAGGGAAGACGCUCUUCAGGUCGUCAUAUUGUCCGCCCUGUCCGCUUUCCAAGACGAUCUGCCCAAUCUCGAGGGAAACACCACAUUCCAUACCUCCAUGUCCGCGCUAUUCACCGCUUGCUGUCUUCCUUCACUGGCUGAUCGCGCUACCGAUUUCGUGCGAAGCUUUUGUCGCAGGGUCUUCGCCAUUGAGCUAUCACGGGCGGAGCCCCAAAAGGUUGAAGGUGCGAAGUACAUACCAGACAUUGGAAGAAGCAAGCGGCACCUGCCGCUCACGACGGCGUUGGAGGAGAGUUUUGUCUCCACCCUGUCGGAAUCCAGCGGGGAUGUACGAGAGGGCUUGAAGAAACUCUUGGCGACGAUCAUUUCAGACUUCAAGGAACUGGCUGCAACGCCAGAGCUAGUCAGCAAGCCUGAACAUGCUCGCUCUGUCGACAGAAUGGUGUAUCAUAUCGCCCAGCGAUUCAGCAACCUCUGCCACGAGGAAGAUUGGUCUCGGAAGAUGGCAGGAGUCGCUGCGAUUGACGUGUUUGUCAACAAGGUCGAUGUCGGUCGCAAGCUCUUGCUCGAGCUCGAAAUCGAAUUCAUGCGGUCUCUUCUCUUCUGUUUGCGAGAUGCACCCAAGGAUCCGCCGCGGACAUCCAAAGCGGUGCAGACAUUAAUGGAGGAGUUAAUCAGCAAUUGUCAAGGAUCUGAAGAUGGAAAGAAUCGUCUGCAGCGAUUAACCGAAACUUUGGUUGUCGAGCUGCACAGUCAGAGCGGGUUAUCACGGACUGCUGCCCAGUACUGUCUCACUCACCUCGCCAAGGUGGUCGGCCAGACAGUCACAGAACUCUUAGCCCCUGCUGCAAAAGCCAAAUUGCUGGACGUGUCCGCCGGACCGAUCUUCUCCAAGCCCCUUCGAGCCCUUCCAUUCCCCAUGCAAGUCGGGAACAUCGAUGCAAUGACCUGGCUGUUGGAGCUUCAGCCAGUGUUCAUCGAGACGACUGAGGAGUUUGUCCGAUUGUUGCACGAGGUUCUGGCUCUGGCAGACGUGGACGAUGCGAAUCUCAUAACCAAGCCAGCGACGCACAAGCAAGAGAUGUGGCUGAAGACUCUUCGCAUGUCGUGUCUCAGAUUCCUCAGGGCUACCAUGGCGAAUCCAGAGUAUCUGAACAAACCGAACCUUGCUGCGAGUCGAUCAAGGAUCAUCCAAGUCUACUUCAAACACGUCUACUCACCGAGUCCCGAAAUUGUCGAUAUCGCGCAUGAAGGUCUCAGAGACGUGCUCUCCCAGCAGAGCAAACUCCCAAAGGACGUUCUGCAAACUGGUCUUCGACCGAUCCUGGUCAAUCUCGCGGACGCCAAGCGGCUAAGUGUCUCCGGUUUAGACGGUCUGGCUCGUUUCUUGGAGCUUUUGACCAACUACUUCAAGGUUGAGAUCGGUGUCAAGCUGUUGGAUCACUUCCAGACAUUAGGCGAUCAGCAAAUGUUGGUCAAGGCGGCAUUCUCUCCGUUGGAUGACAACUCGGAUAUAUCGCGAAUGACCAGAUUGGUCAAGAUUUUCCGCUUGCUACCUGCUGCAGCUGUCAAAUUCCUGCAGGACCUGGUUCAGCGAGUCGUUGACGUCGAGGCGAGAUUGCAGCAAUCCAAGCCCGGACCUUUCACGGAAAAUCUCGCAAAAUACAUCGAUCGAUACCACACUGAAGGUGCACAGAAUCUUCUCGACAAUAUCCGGGAUCCGAGAUACAUAUGGACGUAUCGCAACAUGAUUGCUUCAGGUCAUGCCCCACACCUUGUUGAGACGUUGUCGUCCCGGGCAGACGAGAUCUGCCGAUUGUGCUUUCAAAAUCCCGAGGCGAUUGACUUGGUUCUGCCCGGGCUGGAUCUCAUUCGCGAACUGGCCAACACAUCUACGACUUGGCUGUCUGACCGCGAACCCGUCUUAGAAGCGCUCGUGGGCGUUUGGCGGUCGAUUUUGACCAAAUCGCGGCACACCAAAUCCGACAUGUCGAGUGUGCAGUAUCAACAGACUCCGACAUUACUACUUGACAUGUUCAUGAUGAGCUUGCGCCAACAACAGCAUAUCCCUCUUCUCUUCCAUGUUGUCGAAGCGUACGAGAUCCGUAGCUCCAUCGAGCGGCAGCAGGUCUCUUUCUUCCUAUACCAGCAAGUUGCGCUUCAGAGUGACGUCGAGUAUCGUCGAAAUGUGCUCGAGCAAUUCAUCCAGCUGUACGAGGACGAUGCGGUCACUUGGGCGUUUAAGACUAAUGCCUUGCGGACUAUCGUCAACCCUACGCUCCGGACCUACUUUGCCGAUCCCAACAAUGAUGGUUCGCUCGUCACGACGAAAAUGGUGCAAAAGAUCACUGAGCUAAUGUGGCAACCGCUGGCUGUAUCUCAACGAGCGAAGCAACAUGAGGACACUUUGCUGAUAGAAGUCUACGCGCUGGCGACUUUGCUCGUACAACACUGUGGAGCGAAAGUCAGUGACACGAGAAAAGAUGUCUUCAAAUUGGCUUGGAUGGGCAUCAACCUCCUCGAGCCGACUGUCAAGCUCAUGGCUUAUGUUCUGGUUGCUCAUUUCAUGGUCACUUACGACACUCCGCUCAAGUUUGUUCGUCUGACUUGGAUCGGUCUCUUGAGAUUGAAGGAGAAUGACAAUCGAGCCCUUUAUCGCCAGGCCAUCGACGUGCUCGCGCCAUCGCUGUCGAUACGAGAUCCGACUCCUCCGAACGUGAUCCCCGAAUGGGCGCAACGCGUUCGGACGGUGCUCAUUGAAGAUGGCCACGCCUCAGGGCAGCUAGUCACGGUGUGCGAAUUGCUGGUCAAUCAUCCGGAUCUGUUCUACGACUACCGAGAAUUAUACGUCCCACACGUCGCCAAUGCUCUCCAGAAGCUCGGAUUCGUUCAAGCGUCCACGCCCGAAAUGAAGCGAUUGACUGUGGAUGUAGCCGAACUGAUCUUCCGGUGGGAGAAGAGGCGUCUUGCGGCCAAAGAAGAGGCGAAGGAGGAAGCCAUGGAUGUGGAUAAGCCUGCGCGUCGGUUGAGAAACGAGUCGACUGAAUCGUCUCCAGUCAAGAAGCAGAGAAUCGACAGAGCGGGCACCGCGGUAUCCAGUGCAAGUGCUGGUGGAUGGGUAGCGUCAAGUCAAGUUCGCGAACUUGUCACAGCACAUUUGCUUCGACUGGUCGCCACUUCUUCGGAGCCGAUGACUCGCGGUAGUCUUGCGAAGAGGGCGUUGGAUCUCUUCAAAGAGAUUCUCGGACCAAAAGGUUUACCAAAUGUGAACGUUAAGCUUGGCUUUUUCAGUCGCACAAUGACACAGGAGAUCAACGAAAAUUCAAUCAACGUCGUUGCGAAUUCUACAGAAGUGGUCGCUGCUAUCGCAGCCGUCCGAGACCAAGCUUGGGUCAAGACCAAUCUCGGUCUUCUGACGAAGCUUCUGGAGAAAGUCUGGGUCUACGAAGAUACCGGACUUCAUGAGACUGUGCAAACUUUGACCGAGAACAUGUUCAAGGAAAUGCCUCAAGAUACUGAAGGCGAAGAUUCCGAUGGCAAGAACCUGCUCACGUUUGUCAGAGACACAAUCAACGACGGGCUCAAUGCCAGUCUCCGAUCGAGCUCUCAUCUGCCCGGAACCCUCUUUCUUCUCCGGACCUGGCUCAAGGCUCAGCCCGGCCAGCAAUUGCAAACCGAAACGAUUGGAACGGGCAUUUUGCGUGUCUUGGCCAACCUCGUCAAAGUUCACACCUCGAACGGACCUGAUCAGGCUCACCGUUUGAUCAUCGCCAUCCUCGACAUAGUUCGAGACCGACUCGGAGAGCUCAAGGAGCAGCGACGACAUCUCAUCUCCAUUCUUGGCACCCUCAUCGAUCGGUCGACCAACAUCACUUUGUGUCGCUACCUACUUGAUAUGGUCCGUCAAUGGGUGUUGAAUGAUCCUGAGCCUACCGGUCAGGGCAAGGAAAAGGCCGGCUUGCUCUUGAAGAUGGCAGCAUUUGAGAAUAGGGACAAUGGUCUCUUCCAAAAGUACCUGGACGUGAUAUACGACAUUUACGAGUCGGACUCGCUCCGUGGUACAGAUAUUACACACCGCCUCGAACCAGCUUUCCUGCUUGGCGCAAAAUCCAAAGAUCCAUCACAGCGUGCGCGAUUCCUCGACAAACUCGAGCAAUCGUUGCCACAAGCCCUGGACAGUCGCCUUCAGUACAUCUAUUCUCUUCAGAAUUGGGAUACCCUGUCGGGCGACUACUGGAUCCCGCAGAUCCUCAGUAUGUUGCUUGGCAUAGUGGACUACGAAGACACCUUCCUGCGAAAACCACUCUCCAAGCUGGUCGAGAACGAUGUCGUCGCCGCGCUUUCUGCCAAUUCGAGCGUUGGCGACCUCGUGCAGGCCGCUCGGAACCUCAUUCACCAAGAUACCAGUCUGGCGCACAAGCUCUGGGUGAUCGUUUUUCCUAUGUGCUGGUCCUCCCUUUCGAGAGCUCAACAGACUUCCUUCAAUGGCUACAUCGUCAAGCUGCUCUCCAAAGAGUAUCACUCCAAGCAGAUUGAGGCUCGACCCAACGUCAUUCAGACUUUCCUGGAAGGUAUUCUUCCCUGUACCCCCGCCGUUACCCUUCCUCCACUUCUCGUCAAGUAUCUCGCCAAGACCUUUGAUGUGUGGUACGUCGGCUUUGAAAUUCUCAUGAAGCUCAGCGAGGUGUACAAACCGGACAAUGCACUUCGGGACAGCUGUGCAGGCUCCUUGAGCGAGCUCUACGCCGAGCUAGCAGAGGACGACAUGUUUUACGGUUUGGCGAGAGGUCGAUGCGUAUUUCAGGAGACAACGGCUGCUCUGACUUACGAGCAAAAUGGAAUGUGGCCGAAAGCUAUCGAGCUAUACGAGCAAGCUCAGAUGAAGGCUCGCAAUGGCCUGCUACCAUUCUCAGAGGAAGAGUACUGCUUUUGGGAGGACCAUUGGAUACUGGCAGCUGAGAAGCUCCAGCAUUGGGAUGGAUUGACGGAGCUUGCUCGAGUGGAUGGUGAUGCGGAUCUCCUCUUGGAAUGUGCCUGGCGACUGUCCGAUUGGGGCGCUUUGGACCGCGAGAUGAUCGAAACCAACCUCAAUCGUGUGGCGGACAUUGCAACCCCUCGUCGGAAAACAUUCGAAGCAUUCUCGGCACUGUUGAAGGCUCAUCUUGCUCGGGAGCCACCGAACGACUUUGCCAGGAUCUUGGACGAAGCUCAACAGGUGACGCUACGAAAAUGGGUCAGCCUGCCAUCCGGCAACGUCACUGCCGCACAUUUGCCUCUCCUUCAGAUGUUCCAGCAAUGCGUCGAGUUGGGAGAGGCAGCACAAGUCUUUGACAGUUUGUCCAUGACCAAUCAGCAGAAUCUGGAAAUACGCGUCAAUUCUGAUCUGAAGACAGUUUUCCAAACUUGGCGAGACCGAUUGCCCAACUUCUGGGACGACAUCAUGGUCUGGAGCGACCUACUCGCUUGGCGUCAACACAUUUUCCAAUCUGUCACUAGAGUCUACGUACCGCUGAUUCCUCAAGGUGAAACGGCCACCUUUGGAUACAAGGGCUAUCACGAGACGGCUUGGAUGAUCAAUCGAUUUGGCGAAGUCGCUCGUCGUCACGGACUACUGGACGUCUGCAGUGUUUCGUUGAAUAAGAUCUACGCGCUUCCCAAUAUCGAGAUCUCCGAAGCCUUCCUCAAAUUGCGUGAGCAGGCGCUUUGCUUCUUCCACAAGGCAGACAAGUUCAACGAUGGUCUCGAGAACAUCAGUACAACGAAUCUCAUGUACUUUGCCCCCGCUCAAAAGGCCGAGUUCCUCACCCUCAAGGGCAUGUUCAUCAGUCGCCUCGGUCAGAAUGAAGAUGCCAACGCCGAGUUUGCCCACGCCAUUCAGAUGGACAUGAACUUGCCCAAAGCAUGGGCAGAAUGGGGCAGAUUCAACGACAAGCUGUACAGUGAACGACCCGAGGUCAGCCCGACUGGACCUCCCGACCCAAAGCCAGGCGAGAUGAAGAUGACGGACGAACAAUGGGCCACCUCUUAUGCUCAUGAUCGCGCUGUAUUGGCUUCAAGCGCCGUCUCUUGCUACUUGCAAGCCGCAGGUCUGUACAAUAAUCACAAAUCCCGAGGCAUGCUUCUGCGGGUCUUGUGGUUACUGGGACUGGACGACGCGCACAACACCAUAUCCAAGGCCUUCGAGAAUUACAAGGGUGACUUGGUCAUUUGGUACUGGAUUACUCUCAUACCGCAGCUUCUUCUGUCUCUAUCUCAUCGAGAGGCGAAGCAGGCUCGAUCACUUCUACUCCGUCUCAGCAAGCUAUAUCCACAGGCCCUCUUUUACCACCUGCGCGUAACACGAGAAGACUUUGGUCACGUCAAAAGACAAACGCUAACUCAGCGCGCUGCCACUCGACGCGCGGCCGAAGGCUCAGGCAAGCCUCAAGAUGGCCAACCUGGGGCGUCCCCCAAAGUGGAGAAUGGGGACAACAAGGAGGAGAAAGCCAAUGGCGCCGAAGAUGGAUCGGCAGCGCAGACCAAUGGCGAGAACGCCAAUGGCCCGCAGGCUACCGCAGCGAAUGGCGCUAUUCAGCAAAACGGUCAACAGAUUGCCGGACGUCUGCCUUGGGAACUGGUGGACGAAAUCAUGAAUUCGCUCAAGACUCAAUUCCCGCUGUUGGCUCUGACAAUGGAAAAGAUGGUAGACCAGAUAUCCAUCCGGGCCAAGCCGUCUUCCGACGAGGAUAUUUAUCGAUUCUUCGCAGCGCUUCUUGCCGAUGCUCUCCAGCAAUGGGGUGGACGAAGCGGAAUCGUCAACGAUGAUGGAGAGUUGAACUCGAUGACGAAGGACAAUCUAACUAAAUUCUCGAACAACCUCUCGGGAGAUCUGAAAGCUGCUAUCGAGAAGGACUUCAUGGAGGACAUGCCGAAGCUAAGGGACUACAUCAAGCGGCUACAAUGGUGGCGAGACAUGUACGAAAAGAAUCUCGACUGCCGCCCUCGAGUUCAGCCUCUCGACCAAGGGGGAUGCAACCUCAUUGAGUUCCAUCGAACCAAAUUUGACGAUGUAGAGAUACCGGGUCAAUACCUUCAGCAUAUCGAUCCAGCCGAAGAGCUCAUCAAGAUUGCGCGAUUUUCACCCAGGGCGGAACUUGGCCGUGGGCAUGGUCACUGUUUCCGACGUAUCACCAUGAUCGGUUCCAAUGGCUCCAUGCACACGUUCAACGUUCAGAUGCCUGCCGCCCGACAUUGCCGACGGGAAGAGCGACUGACACAGCUGUUCCGCAUCAUGAAUAGUGUAUUGAAACGCCGAAAGGAAUCCCGACGUCGAAACAUCCAAUUCCACUUGCCGGUCGCCGUGGCCCUGGCCCCUCAACUCCGACUGGUGCAAAACGACUCCUCUUAUAUCAGCUUGCAGGACAUUUAUGACGAGUUCUGCUCAUCGAAAGGCAUGUCUCGCGAGGACAGCAUCAUGGCUUUCUAUGAUCGUGUUAAGCAGCUGCAUAACCCUGCCAUACCGAGGUCGGAUCCGAGGUACUAUCAGCUUAAGUCGGAGGUUAUGGAGGAAAUCCAGACCAAGAUGAUUCCCGAGACGAUUUUGACCAAUUACAUGAUCAAGACGAUGAACAGCUCAGAGAGUCUGUGGUUGAUGAGGAAGCAAUUUGCUAUGCAGACGGCAACGGUCAUGUUCCUGACUUUUGUCUGCUGUUUGAGCAAUCGAACGCCAAGUCGAUUCCACCUCAGCCGAAAGACUGGAUUGAUGUAUAUGACCGAGAUACUACCUGCAUUCGCACACGGGCAUCCCAUCAUCGCAUCCAACGAGACUGUACCAUUCCGACUCACACCCAACAUGCAGAACUUCAUCACUCGAGUCGGAAUCGAAGGAGUCAUCACAGCCGCUGCGACGGCCAUCGGCCGAUCCCUGACCAUGCCCGAGUUUGACCUCGGCGGGACAUUGUCACUCUUCAUCCGAGACGAGAUCCUGAUCUGGCAUAACACGUACAUGAAAGAACCCCGACAGGAGCUAUCUCUUACAGUCCAAGUGGAGAAGAACGUUGAGCACUUCAUUCGCCGCGCGACUAUGUUAGGCUUCAUUGGUGAUAGCAAAGAAAAGCCGAACAGCCCGUCCGACCACUACCACGCCAUUGUGACCUUGAUUUCUCAAGCCACCUCUCCCAAUCAUCUCGCUCAGAUGCCCGAAAACUUUGUAGCGUGGUUCUAGAACUCGAAGAGCCAAGACUGAACGAUUGUACGCAUAUACUAUAUUUCCGCGAACCCAUCAUGAAAUGAACAUUGCUUGACCUGUAAAUAGAUUGACUGACGAAAGAAAAAGGAGAC